GGGUCCAAAAAAGAUCCCGCAGAAAUGAGCCAAUCUCACCCCUCUGGAUUACUUGCAGCAUAUAAUAGUCUUACCGACAAACACCUGGCUGGAUAUUUUAACAAUACGAGGAUAAGGCAACAUCUCUUAAGAUCAGGGCUGAUCACAAGAAGUGGAAGAAUACUUUCUGAAAAAGAAUACAAACUAAAUAUCAUGAAGAAGGAUCACCAAAAAUAUAUCCGGCAGUGCUUAGCCCAGGCUAUUUUCCAUAAGGUCCUCGAUAUGGAGCGUUACCAUCAGCUUGAAAUUAAAAAGAAACUGGAGACCUUAGCAAGAAAGGAGCGAAUUCAGAGGUUUAAGGGGGAGCCCAUAAGGUGGCCAAUGGAAAAAGGCAAGCCAGUACUGAACCCCCACCCACCAGUGGGCCCAAAGACUAACCGUGGCCGUGGUGUUCUGGUCGCUGAAGGGCAUUCCAGUCCAAUAACACUGACAGCCCCUAGACCAUACACUGCCCCAGGAAUUAUGCAGCCUCCGAUUCGAUUACAGCCUCUUCCCAGUAAUCCUGCCACAGGAACUGUUCCAAAGGUCACUCCGGGCUCCAGAUCAAAAACCUCACCGCUGGAAAAUGCAGCUCCGUUUCCCACUGGGGGCAAGAAGGCGAUGAUGAGGUUCAGGAGCUCCAUGGACAAUUCACAUGGAGGGAAUCAAUAUCGACUCCUGAACGCUAACAAUUACAUGAUGCCUAUUCCUCCUCCACCUCCUCCCCCGAAUGGAAAAAUCACGAGGGAAAAUAGAUCUGAAACAUGGAGAAGGAGAAGAUUUCGUCCAACCACUGCUCCAAAUGGCUUAGAACCAGUCUUUGCCAGGGAUUCAAGAAGGAUUAAUAAAACACCAUUGCAUAGUAAUGCAAUUAUUACAAUGAUCUACUUGGGGAAAACUGUGCACCUAUCUUAUAAUCACCCAAACUUCACGGAUGAAGUAAAAGUUUAUCAACAGCACUGUGGUGGGGAAAACCUUUGUGUCUACAAAGGCAACCUACUUGAAAAAGAGACCUUUCAGUUUAUUUCCAAGAGGCACCAUGGUUUCCCCUUCAGCCUCACCUUUUACCUGAACGGGAUGCAGGUGAACAGGUUAAGCUCCUGCUGUGAAUAUAAACAUCGGAAAAGUUCCAGGCUUGGAGGCAAACGAGGCUACUUUGGGUUUGUGUGCGUGGAGAGAUCGUCCCCUUGCUACAAGUGCAUUAUUGCAACGGGCCUUGACAAAAAAACAGCUUCACCAGAACUUAGGAAACAAAAAAGUCUUGAGAAAAGAGAGGAACUGAAGAAGGGUGAGGGGAAACUGAGGAAGGACAGAGCAUACAUGAUACCAAGAAGGAACGAGAUGGAGGGGAGCAGAACCUCUGCUUCAGUCCUUUAUUCAGCCGAGGAAUUAAAAACAGGGGUUGAAGAAGUGAGAACUGCUUUGGAAGAAAUGGAACGUAAAGAAACAUACCAUGUUUGGGAAGAUGACCAGGAAAAUAUAUUUAAAUAUGAAUAUGAAGAAGAUUUUGAAGUAGACGAGGAGAAACAAGGUGAGAAAGUGAAUAAAGAAGGACAGGCUGAUGAUCAAAUAAAUGCAAUGUCAAAGUCACCCUCGGACAGUGAAAAAAAUAAUUUAGACCCUGGAAACAGGAGUAGACGCUCGUCACGGAAGGUACCAGGUGCUGGUGACGGUGUGACAGAUGAGGAUGAUGGACGCUCGGAGAGUGAUGUGGACGAGGAUAAACAAGAUAUAAAAACUACAUCGUCCUCCUCAUCCAGAAGUCACCCAUAUUCUAGUUGCAGUGAAGACGACUCUGCCCCAAGGGACAGGGAAGUCUGUGCUGAAAACAAAAGUGUCAGAAGCUCAUCUUCUCAGGAGUUUAGUGAAAAUGACGAGCUAGGAAACCCCCACUUUCCAGCUGAAGAUUCCUUAAAAAUUGAAAUUGAAGAUCAAAAAAUAAUAAAAGUAGAUGUGGAGACCAAGCCUCUGCGAAGAGAGAAGAGCUUGGAAAAUGUUCUUGAAGAAGAAACAAAGAAAGGAACCCAAGUGAUCACAGAGGGCUUAUCUGAGAAGUCCUGGGAGCAGGUUUCCAAGGAAGAGGAGGAAAAUUAUAGGAGUAAGCUUCGGAAAGAAAGCACUGCUAAGGUGAAGGACAAAAGGGCAGGUCUCUUUAGGGUGGAGAAAGGUGUUGGGCAGAUAGUAGGUGACGCUGUGGACGCUGGCUGCCCCGGCCCCUGCGAUGCUGGGUCUGGCGUUAGCAGCACAGAUGACGGGGAGAAACUCUUGACCGAGCCGGAGAUUGACCCAGGUGCAGCACCGGAUAGGAAGUCAGUGGUGGAGGAAAGCACAGCCCCGAACUCGGACAGGGAAUCCACGCCAGCUGCCUCAGAAAUGGACACACCAGAAAAGGAAGAAGCAGAGGAAGAAGAUGGGGUUCCCCAGCGCCGGGAUGCGGACCCCGUUGAAGCACUGUGGGGAAGAGCAGGGGUUACUGAGUUUCCCUGGAGGGCGCGGAAGCCAGCGGCACUGUUCACAGAGGGGGGAGAGAGCCCCGGGGGCCCAGCCAGCAGGGCAGAGGCAGGGGCAGGGACAGGGGCAGGGGCAGGAGGGGACAGAGAGCUGGACGAGGGUGGGUUGACCCCAGUGGGGAAAGAGGCAGCAGGAGCCUCUGGAGGUCUGCAUGGAGAAGGGGCUCCUGAACCACAGGCCUGGACGCAGACAGAGCUGGAGGCAGGGGCGGCUUGGGGAGGGGGCCGGGGUUCAGGGACAGCAGUGUUUGCAGGCAGGGCCGCAGCUCCCAGCUCGGGGUGUGUUCAGGAGGCAGCCGCCCUGCCAGAGGCUGCGGUGCUGGAGCAGGGGGAGCCUCAGGGGGGGCUGGCUGUGAGUGAGGCUGGGUCUGCAAAGCCAGACGUGGAGGACAGGGAAGGGGGAGCGUCCACAGACGUAGCGGGAGCCGAGGAGGACACUGCGCUGGAGAGAGAGGAUGGCCCAGGAGAGGCCAUGCUGGGGGGACAGGACCCAGCCAAAGCCAGGAAGGCCGCUACAGCACCGGGAACACCUCUGAGCCCCCCAAGCCCCGAGAGGGCCGAGAUGCCCAGGGCCUCGGAGGAAGGCCUGGAAGGACCUGGUGAGAAAGAGGAGCAAAGGAAGGAGGUGGAGGCUGAGGUAGAAUCUAAAAGGGAAGAUGAUAGGGAAGAAACUCCACCUGAGGAGUCAGACCUGGAGAGAGAGGGGAGGGAAGCCGAGAGGCCGAACACCCCCCCGGGGGCGACUGCAGCCCAGGGCCAGGAGGUGGCGAGGGCAAGGGCUGGCCAGGGGGAAGCCACUGAGGAAGAACAGAAGUUUAGAGGGGAAGCGGGGGGAACUGUGAAGGCAGGCAGGCCCGAGGAGGAGACACCAGGGCCCCCGCACGAAACGGAGUGUGAGGUUGGGAAGGAGGCGCCCACGGAGGCCCCUGGAUGGACGGAGGCCACGGGGCCGCGAGGGGCAGAGCCCCCGAGAGAGCCGGGGGGCGCAGUGCUGGAACCGUCCCGGGGGCGCACAGGCGCUGUGGCGGGGGAGGGGGGAGGCGUGAGAGGAGCUGCAGACACCGGGCCUCAAGGCCCAGCGGGGCCGCCCUGCGGGGAGAACGGGGAGCCGGCGGCUCCCUCAGAGCGGGGCGAGGGGCCAGGCCCCCAGGGCGAGGCUGUGCCUCCCGGGAGCGACCCCGCAGGGCAGGAGCGGGCCGCCGAGGUGCCCGGCACAGCCCCGGGCCAGGCCCAGGCCCAGGCGCCUGCAGCCCAAGGUCAAGAUGUCCCAGCAGGACUGGAAAGCAGGGGCAAAGAAGGGUCAUUACAAGAGCGUCCAGGAAUGGGGGCCGACACGAUGACCCUAGAAGACAUGUCCGAGGGGGGGCCCGUGCGGGCGGGAACGUGGAGUGAGGCGGCCGGGGCUGAGGCCCCAGAGGGGCAGGGGGGUGAGGAGCGCGCCCCCGGGCACCGGCCCCUGCAGGGCGAGGCGGCUGUGGCCCAGGGAGGGCUCCGGGGAGGAGCGGUGGCAGACACAGCCCCCGAGGCGACAGCGGUGCUGCCAGAGGCGAAGACAGUGGAGGGAGAGGCAGAAGCAAAGGCAGCCGCCUCCUCUUCAGAUGCUGCUGACCUGGACCAAAAGGGAGGGGAAGCCGACGCCAGUCCGCGGGCAGAGUUAACGGGAGAGGAGGCAGGGGUGGGGUGCCCUGGUGGGGGGCCGGACUCAGGUGAGGCUGAAGAGUUCAGACUAGGGUUAACCCAAGAGACAGAGUCAGAGCAGAGUAGAAAGAGCCUACAGGAUGCGGAAAUACUCCCUGUAAAUGCCGAUUGUCCUGGAACCCAAGAGAAGCAAGAGUAUACCCUGCAAAGAAAAAGUGAGAACGCAGAUGUCUCCCUGAACCACAAGAAGGCCUAAGCGACUUCAUGGCAGAUGGGCCUGGAAGGAGCAAUACAGAGGAGAGGGUGCCACAGGGACCUGCCACAGAAG
Molossus molossus (Pallas's mastiff bat) is the source of this 4494-nucleotide messenger RNA. RefSeq names its product glutamate rich 3 (gene ERICH3). The record is from RefSeq and is a predicted model, not a curated record. Bases 25 to 4422 code for a protein of 1465 amino acids. The transcript has 16 exons. Lineage: Eukaryota; Metazoa; Chordata; Mammalia; Chiroptera; Molossidae.